Messenger RNA from Symbiodinium natans, 873 nucleotides. The record is from the annotation of a GenBank genome assembly. Lineage: Eukaryota; Dinophyceae; Suessiales; Symbiodiniaceae.
AUGAUGGCACGGGCUUUGAUGUCUUCCUGGAUGCUGCAUGUGCAGCUGGCGGCAGCGGCAGUCCACCAAGGCACCAUGAGCAUGUGGAGCCAGACUCACGACACCCUCGUGGCCUACAAGAGCGAGGGCAGCGCCUGCAAGUAUGCGGACCGCCUCAUGGGCGGGCUCAACUCUGUCACGGCCCAGACGCCGUACAUCACGUCCAAGAACUACUGCGCUGUGAAUCGUGGGCUCUUCGGCAACGGCGAGAUUUGCGGGCGAUGCUACCGUCUGACCUACAAGGGCGGCCACGAGCAGGGCCUGGGCUCGCCCGGCAGCGACGUGGUUCAGAUCGUCGACUCUGGCAGUUGGGCAACGUUCGACUGCCACAUGACGGCCUUCCAUAAGAUCACCAACUACGACACCGGCUUCUUCCCCAUCACCUACGAGGAGGUCGCCUGCGACACUUCUCCGGAGGGACCUGUCGCUGGGGUUCUGCAGUAUGACUACUACUUCACGAAGAUGGUCUUCAGCAACCUCCGGUACCCGGUGAAGGAGGCCGAGCUCACCAUCGGCGGCAAGAAGCACGAGAUGAAGCUGAUCGGCGGUUGGUGGUCAGCCUGGACCGGCCCAAUCACGGGCAAGACGUCCUUCCAGAUCACUGAAGAGAAUGGCUUCGUCGUGAACUUCCCAAACUGCUUCCACGGCGAAUGGACGAACCGGAAGACUGGUGAUGCGUGCUACACCCACGGCACGGGGCGAUCCGGAAAGCUCCUGGUGAAUGCCAGCUUGACAGAGGGCGUCGAGAAGGUCCUGAGCCUCGAGCCUGUGGAGAAGAACGAAACCCAGCGGCCGCAGCUGCGGGGAGCAAACAGCUCCGUCCUCUUCCCUUAG